This is a messenger RNA of Malus domestica (apple), 1243 nucleotides long. RefSeq names its product MLP-like protein 34. The record is from RefSeq and is a predicted model, not a curated record. Gene Ontology annotation, biological process: defense response. NCBI's taxonomy places the organism in Eukaryota, Viridiplantae, Streptophyta, Magnoliopsida, Rosales, Rosaceae.
GAGCCGAAAUUAUACACACACUUUAACAUUCUUCCCUUAUAAUUUCUGAGUAGCAUCCAUCAAAACUGCCCAUAAGCAUGGUUCUGCAUGGUAAAAUUGGGACUGAAAUAGAAAUUAAGGCACCAGCUGACAAGUUGUAUAACAUCUUCAAGAGCGCCCACCUCAUCCCAAACAUUUCUACUGCCCAUAUCAAAGGAGUUGAUGUUCAUGAAGGAGACUGGGAAACACACGGCUCUAUUAAGAUUUGGAAAUAUGAACUAGGGGACCAUGUCGGAAUAUUCAAGGAACAGGUGGAGCUAGACGAUGAGAACAAGGCCGCAACUCUGAUUGGAUUGGAAGGAGAAAUGUUCAAGUAUUAUAAGAGAUUCAAGGCUGUCUAUCAAUUCACUCAAAAAGAUGAAGGCACGGGUAUUGCCAACCUGUGGAUCGAAUACGAGAAACUGAACGAACAUGUUGAAGCUCCAGAUAGAUAUAUCGGUUUGAUGGUUAACCUCGUCCAGGAUCUUGAUGCUCACUUUCUCGGGGCAAUCAUCAUAAACAUGGCUCUGCGCAAGGUUGAGACUGAGAUUGAAAUUAAGGCACCCGCUGAGAAGUUCUACAAUAUCUUCAAGAGACAGGCUCACCACGUCCCAAACAUUUCUUCUGGCAGUAUCCAGGGAGUUCAGGUGCAUGAAGGAGACUGGGAAACUCAUGGCUCUAUUAAAAGUUGGAAUUACAGUGUAGGGGACGAAGUUGGAGUAUUCAAGGAAAAAGUGGAGUUUAACGACGAGAAAAAAUCCAUAACACUGAAUGGUUUGGAAGGAGAUGUUUUCCAGUAUUAUAAGAGCUUCAAGCCAGUCUAUCAAUUCACUCAAAAGGAUGAAGGCAACAUUGCGAACUUGUCGAUUGAAUAUGAGAAACUGACUGAGGAUGUUGCAGCUCCGGACAAAUACGUCGGUCUGAUGGUUAACAUCGUCAAGGAUCUUGAUGCUCACUUUAUCAAGGCAUGAUUAAUUAAGGAAAGGAAAAGCAUGCAAUGGUGAAACGCGACAUCCAUCGUUAAUAUGUAAUAUGUGUGUUAAUAAUGCGUGCUUUGCUUGAUAAAAAUGCUUUGCUAUGUGAGUUUGCCUUAUAAUAAAUGUACGUGAGGGGAUAUCAGAUAUAGGAUUGUGAUGCAUAAACUAUGAUGUGGGAUUGAGAUGUAUAAACUAUGGUUUAUAUGUAAAAUAAAACGUGCAGUGUAACAUCUCCAUUUUGUUGCUCA